This is a messenger RNA of Arabidopsis lyrata subsp. lyrata, 2558 nucleotides long. RefSeq names its product putative FBD-associated F-box protein At5g22720. Gene Ontology annotation, molecular function: protein binding. The record is from RefSeq and is a predicted model, not a curated record. The transcript is spliced from 4 exons. The coding region runs from base 402 to 1688 and encodes 428 amino acids. NCBI's taxonomy places the organism in Eukaryota, Viridiplantae, Streptophyta, Magnoliopsida, Brassicales, Brassicaceae.
CUCCGAAAAUUUCCAAGACUCGAGGACGAGCACAAAGAUGAGUACCGAAAACGAUGAGGCUUUGACUCGUUAUUGUAAUAGGAUCGCAUCAAUAUCCUUAGUCUCUUUUAACAAUUACCCGGUUUGUCCCGGUUAAGUAUUUCAUGGUUUUAGUAUUGGUCGUGUGUGGACCAUCUUCUUCUCUUAAAAAAAAAAUGCAAUCGUCUACAUAAGAUACCAUGGCAAGACUCGGGUUGGUAACCCUGUUGAUUGCAUAGCUAUAGUUAGAAGAACCUUUGGUGAGCGUAAGGGUAAGAUAUACUUCAGUCUCCAGGGUAGGAUUCAAAGUGCACAAAGUAUACCAAAAAUGGGUUGUCACUACUGCGCAUAAUCUGUGGUCCAAUUCUGCAACAGGAGUUUUAAUGGAGGAAAAUAAAGCUAAAAGAGAGGAUGAUGAUAUGAUCAGCAAAUUACCAGACACUUUGAUUUCUGAGAUACUCUUUUAUCUUCCAACAAAGGAAGCUGUUAGGACAAGUGUUUUGUCCAAUAGGUGGAGAAGUCUCUGGCUUUUGGUUCCUGGUUUGGAUUUGGACUCUUGUGAGUUCUUAGAUUUCAAUGCUUUCUCGAGUUUUGUCAACAAGUGCUUAGAUUUCUCAAGAGAAAACGAGUUAUGCUUGCACAAGCUCAAGCUAAGUAUUCACCAGGAUGAGAAUGAGAAUCACAACCAGUUUUGUGUCACGCGUUGGAUAGAUUUCGUGGCUAAGGGAAAACUUAAGCAUCUUGAUGUUGAGCGCUUUCUGAAGCGUAAGUGUUUGGAAGUGAUCAUGCCCGUAAGCCUCUUUGUCUGUCAGACGUUAGUUUACUUAAGACUCAGUCGCGUGUUGUUUAGUACUAGUUUUGAGGAAUCGUCGUCUGUAUCAUUACCUCGUCUUAAGACUCUGCGUCUAGAACUCAACGUAUAUUCAAAUGAGACAAGUCUAGAGUCGCUAAUCUCAUAUAUCCCCGUGCUUGAAGAUUUGACCAUUGUUAGAAGAGUAGGUGAUAAUGUUAAGUAUUUAAGAGUGCGUUCCCAGACACUAACCAGUCUCCGUAUAAAAUUCCAACUUAGAAGACAAUCCGAGUAUUAUGGGGAGGUUGAUGUCCUUGUGGUUAGGGGUUAUGGCCAGGGGGGGUUUUUGAUUGAUGCCCCUAGACUCAAGUAUUUGAAUAUCGAAGAUGAAAGAACAACUAUUAAAACCAUAACCAAUUUGGGUUCCUUAAACAAGGUCAAUCUUCUUGGCAGCUUUUUUAUCCGGGGUGAUGAUCAAGACCGUAAAUUUUUCACCAGUUUAUCUGGAGUAAGAGAUAUGAACCUCUCUCGCGCAUCUUUCUUGUACUUCAUGAAUGUGGUGCCAUUACCCCAGUUUUGCAACCUGUACCAAUUGGAAGUAGGUCUUUGCUAUUUUUCCUUUUUUGACAGGCUGCUAAUGUUUCUUCCAAGCUGUCCGAAACUAAGAUCCCUAAUCUUGAAUUUAAUAGGUUAUUGGGGAAAAAUGAGUCUCUCGUCCGAGCAUCUGUGUUUGUUGUCUUCGCUCGAGUUUGUAGAGAUGGAAUGCAUAUUUAGGAGAUAUCCCAGUCUGGAACUAGUAAUAAGUAAUCCUCAAGACACUGCAUCUACAUCUGAAUCUGAGAUCUUCCAUGCUAGAAGAAAAUUCUUUCGUCUUAAGUGAUCUUCUUGCAUUAAUGGUAAGGCAUACUUCAGUCUCCAGGGUAGGAUUCAGAUCCCCGAAAGUAUACUAAUAUAAUGGGUAGAAUUGGAGUCCACGAAAAGCAUAAAAACAACACGGCCUCAGUCUGGUUUGUCAUGUGCAACGCCAGGCAUUCAAAACUAAGCUUCCUCUUGCUUAUUUCACCUAGCGAACCAUUGGAAAAUGUGGAACAGUUAAUAAUAAUUAAACAGCUUUUGGAUUUUUAAGUGAAUCUGCAAGUGCAAGUGCUCGUUGGACUUCUUUAAUACGGAGUCGAAGCUCUCUCACAAAAUGGGCGUUGGCCUUUGCAGAUGGUGAAGAUGCAGCUUCUGAAGGAGUACCUGAACUAAGUCAAGAAGUAACUCAAGCGAACAGAGCAACAUGAACAAGAUUAAGGAAAUAUGCAGAAUCUUGUUAUGGCGGUUUGAAGUGAAGACUAGAAACUUAGAGAAGAUUCUAGAAGACUGAAGAGUUUCCUUUUGCAAGAAGAAAAGGAAAACAUGAAGACAAAGGACAAUUUCCUAUUCCAUAAAGAAAAAGGAAAUUGUCCAUUCCAAUUAGUUUUAGAAUUGGAAAUCGACCUGUUGUAUGGUCUCAACCUAUUUAGUAUAAAUAGGGUGCUAAGGCUUGCAGAAAGCUUAGCACAAUCACGAGAGAGAAUUCCUAGCUAUUAAGUCUUAGUUUGAGAGAAAUAGAGAACUAGAGGCUUAAAGAGAGCUAAGGGUUUUAAGGAGAGUUAUUGUUCUUAAUCGGUCUGUGAUUAAGGAACAAGACUUAGUGAGAAUAGAAAAUAGUGUUAAAGGAGAAACCUUGUAAACAUAUUUUCUAUUAAUCGAAAGAGUUUUUGAGAAA